GGCAGGAGUAGCGGCUGCAAGUUACCUGCGGCUUCGGCCAGACGCACGAUCGACUCUUCACGACGGCGAGGGCGAGUCGCAAAAACAACGACUGAUGGCAGGCCGACUAGUUAGCUUACUCUUCUUCGUUCUUCUCGUGUACCUAGCACGAUUGCUGCAGCGUAAUCGCGAGGCACUCAAGGCGUCUGCAUCGUCGUAAGUCUGCGCCCCUCGGGCCCGAUCCAGUUCCUCGCCCGUAAUCUUGGACAACCAAAGCCACCAAGAUGAUGAAGAUGAAGCAGCAGGGCCUGGUGGCCGAUCUCUUGCCCAACAUAAGGGUCAUGAAGUACUUCGGGCACUUCGUAUUCAAUUAUUACGACGAUAAUUCGUCCAAGUACUUGCACAAGAUAUUCUGCUGCGUGAACCUAUUCCUGCUGCUCUUGCAAUUCGCCCUGUGCGCGGUGAACCUGAUAAUCGAGAGCGGCGACGUGGACGACCUCACGGCCAACACGAUCACCCUACUCUUCUUCACGCACAGCAUCGUCAAGAUCGUCUACUUCGCCGUGAGGAGCAAGUACUUCUACAGAACGUGGGCGAUAUGGAACAACCCGAACUCCCAUCCGCUUUUCGCCGAGAGCAACGCCCGGUAUCACGCGAUCGCCUUGAAGAAGAUGCGACUGCUGCUCUUCUUGGUCGGCGGUACCACUGUGCUCAGCGCGAUAGCGUGGACCAUACUCACCUUCUUCGAGCACCCCAUUCGGACAGUUCUAGAUAAGGAAACAAAUGUGACCGAAAUCAUUCAGUUGCCGCAACUACUGCUCCGUUCCUACUAUCCGUUCGACGCCGGCAAGGGGAUUGCCCACAUACUGAUCCUCAUAUACCAGUUUUAUUGGGUGCUGUUUAUGCUUAUCGACGCGAACUCCAUGGACGUUCUCUUCUGCUCGUGGCUUCUGUUCGCUUGCGAACAACUGCAACACCUGAAACAGAUCAUGAAGCCCCUCAUGGAGCUGAGCGCGACUCUGGACACGGUGGUCCCGAAUAGUAGCGAACUCUUUAAGGCUGGCGCCACGGAACAUCUCCGCGAAACGGAGAGCAGCUCACCUCCUCCUCCGCCACCGCCCCAAAGCGACAACAUGCUGGAUCUCGAUCUUCGCAACAUAUACAGCAAUCGGCAGGAUUUCACCGCGACCUUCCGGCCGACAGCUGGUAUGACCUUCAACGGUGGCGUAGGUCCGAACGGGUUAACGAAGAAGCAAGAGAUGCUCGUGAGGAGCGCCAUCAAGUACUGGGUGGAGAGACACAAACAUAUUGUCAGGUUGGUCACCGCGGUUGGGGACGCGUACGGCUUUGCGCUUCUGCUCCACAUGUUGACGACGACCAUCACGUUGACGCUGCUUGCCUACCAAGCGACGAAGGUGAACGGUAUAAACGUAUACGCGGCCUCCACCAUCGGUUACAUACUCUACACGUUCGGCCAGGUCUUUCUGUUCUGCAUAUUUGGGAACCGUUUGAUAGAGGAGAGCACAUCUGUGAUGGAAGCCGCUUACUCUUGCCAUUGGUACGACGGAUCGGAGGAGGCCAAGACGUUCGUGCAAAUUGUGUGUCAACAGUGUCAAAAAGCGAUGUCAAUUUCGGGGGCGAAAUUCUUCACAGUGUCUUUAGAUCUCUUCGCAUCGGUAUUGGGAGCUGUAGUGACUUACUUCAUGGUGCUGGUACAACUGAAGUGAACAGGUGGCUCUGCGUGUUCUAAAUGCAAGCGCAGGGUCUCGCGUUGCGCACGGUUGCGCAGGACUACAUUUUGUAAAACGAUUUUUACGGGGGAUCAAACAUUCGACGUAUCGACGAGAUUCCCGCUGGAGGUGUCCCGUAUUUUUAUUGGCGCAUAGCAAUUUGUCCGAACUCUCGCAGCGUGGAAAAUCAUAGGAAGUCAUGCACUUCUCCAAACUAACGCUUCAAAUGAACAGAAAAGAAAAAUUAUCCUAACAAAAUUAACGUGUCGCUGGGACACAGAAAUUUUUCCCAUUUUUGCUUUCAGGUGAUGAUGAACGAAAUGAAAUGACGUUAUUUUUAAAGUAAAUAACGUUAUUUUAAUCGUUGGUCAUCCUUAACGAAUGAGCAAUGAAAAUUGAGAAGGUCGUCCAUUGAUACUCGAUGUGACAGUCUAAACGAGUAACUCCGUAUGAUUUUCCACUCGUCGUGUUAUCGGUGAAAGUGAUAUAACGCUAACGUAAGCACUAGUCGCGACUCAUUUUCACGUGUACUAAUUUGACGUAAGUCGUAAUGCUUGGGGAAGAUAUACGCUAAUGUCGUUCGCGUGGUGUAUCGUGGCGGCUUUUGGCGCCGACUGUUCGCGCGUCGUAUGAUCGACACAACGGACCACGUAUUAUUAAUGAAUUACUAUCUCUGCUUACACAGCAUCGUUCAAUGAUCUCGCGUUGUUACGUUCUUGGUCACCGUAUACUUCGAAUGAAAGUCGCUUACGAUCCGAUUACCACUCGAGACUCGACUCGAGAGACUUCUCAACGCGAGAUGAAGCAGCGCGUGUACAUUAAUGUGAUUAAGCGUUAGAAUGACGUAAUGUAAAUAAGGCGAUUAUAUUUUUUGUAAUAUGGUGACGCCCUGGACUUAUAUAAUAUCGGAUUAUGACAGUGGCACGCUUUAACGUCAUAUACGCAACGCUUCGUAGUUUCUGUUGUUGAUCGAUUAUCAUAUAUGUAAGAGAAAAAUUAUAUAUUAUUUUCACGAAAUCUCCGCGCUCGCGAUUGCGAGCCAGAUCGGGCGAGGGCUGUUGGAUGUCGUUUUGAUUUCGUCUGGUGCGUCAGCCGCAAAGCGCGAAUUAAUUUUCCGAAAAUUGACUUCUUUCUGUCUCUCACAGCCUCUUAUUAUUAACGACUUUAGCCCCUCCACACCACGAUUUAUCGUAGAAAAUACGUUCCGCACACAGUACAACGAUUUAUUGAUCUCCGUAUUUGUUAUGUCGUACUCUUAACCCUCCGAGAUAGAGGGAUAGGCGCGCACGGAUAUCACGUUAACCGAGCCAUUGACUUUGCUUCUUAUCGCACGCCUGCUGGAGGGUUAAGCGGAAAAAAAAAGUCGGUCAACACGUAGCGAUUAAGGAGAGAUACGUAGCUGCGUAAGUUCAUCGCGGGAGGAAGACAAAACUCUCUGUCGCUCUAAUGGUGGGUGAGGAGUGAAAGGAAUGAGGAAAUUCGCCCGCCCCGCUCCGUCGACGGGCGCGUUACGACGGAAUUAAUUUGAUAUCACAAAUCACGUCAAUUACUACAUGGUACAAUUUUGUGGGGUGGGCAAUACGUAUACCUAAUGUACCUCAUUUUUUACAAUUCGUAAUAUCUCUCGGUGUCUUUAGUAGUAUUUAAUUUUGUCACUUAUAUAAAGUGUCCAGCAGAGGAUGUUUGCACGUGCAUGGCUGCUCAUUCUCUCUCUCUCUCUCUCUCUCUCUCUCUCUCUCUCUCUCUCUCUCUCUCUCUCUCUGUCUCUCUCGUCUGCCCGUUAUAUUAUAGAUAUUAUUAUAUUAUAGAUAUAUUAUAGAUAUUAUUAUAUUAUAGAUAUUAUUAUAUCUGUAUUAUAUCGACGCAGAUAUCGUUUCUCACGAAGCGUGAUACGUCUCGCGGAAUAUGUUAGCGAUAUAUACGUUGAGAACGCAAGACAGCAACGUGUCGCUGUUCGAAACGGAUACGACGAGGUGUCUGACGAUAUCGGUGGUCGAUCUACUUCGGCUCUAAUUGAACGUGUACAAUUAACGUAUGUGUAUAUUGAUUCAAAUUUAAUCGACAUAACAGUCACAGUAUUAUCAAAUAGUUUUUCUCUGUGUAAAGCUGUACUAUAUUUAUUUAAUAAAAUCUUGAUAUAUAAACGUUCA
Odontomachus brunneus is the source of this 3859-nucleotide messenger RNA. It is a transcript of the gene Orco, whose product is annotated as odorant receptor coreceptor. Gene Ontology annotation, cellular component: plasma membrane. Lineage: Eukaryota; Metazoa; Arthropoda; Insecta; Hymenoptera; Formicidae. Gene Ontology annotation, biological process: sensory perception of smell; detection of chemical stimulus involved in sensory perception of smell. The record is from RefSeq and is a predicted model, not a curated record. Gene Ontology annotation, molecular function: odorant binding; olfactory receptor activity. Bases 264 to 1706 code for a protein of 480 amino acids. The transcript has 9 exons.